Molecule: messenger RNA, 934 nt
Organism: Dalotia coriaria
Lineage: Eukaryota; Metazoa; Arthropoda; Insecta; Coleoptera; Staphylinidae
Exons: 3
Coding region: 307-786 (159 amino acids)
Source: RefSeq, a predicted model, not a curated record
UGCGUGCGCGCUCGCUCGGUUUCUUCAUAGUGUAGGGUACUUUAAGGCGAUAUCGCCAUAUUUGUGGAUGCAGUUUAAUGCGUAGAUGGGAUUCUCGACGGCGAACAUGAUUGAUUCUUGGCCGCCGUUGCUUCAACUUGACGACGGGCGACAAUGCCGACAAUGUCUUUGCAAUUGCCAAUCGAUAAGCGGUAUAAAAAGGACUCGGCUUAAUUUUUAAUCCAGUAUCGAUUUUUGUGCCAUUGCUAUCGCUUCGGAGAAGGAUUUGUGUUUUUUAUUUGCAAUCUUCAACUAAUACAACAAAUCAUGUAUAAACUAUUUAUAUUAAGUAUUAUCCUUGCAACAUCCUAUGCUGCACCUGGACACCUCGGCUAUGGUCAUCAUGAUGACCACAGUCACACCCAACUCAUCGCUAUCAAACCAGUAGCGCAACAUAACGCCUGGAAUCCAUGGCAACAGAAUAAUGGUUGGAAUCCGUGGCAACAGAACAAUGGUUGGAACCCUUGGCAAAAAAACAGUGGAUGGAAUCCAUGGCAACAAAACCAAGGCUGGAACCCAUGGCAACAGAACAACGCAUGGAACCCUUGGAACCAAGGCUACGGAUCCGGUGGACAUCAUCAUCAAGCACAUGUUGUGAAGGUACCUGUCCAUCACGCUCCAGCCACCAGUUAUGCUCAAGUAACCAGUUACAACGUUCAUCAUGUUCAACCUGUCGUUAAAGCGAUUGUUCCAACCUAUGCGCAUGAUUACGGUUAUGGACAUGGUGGACAUGGCUAUCAUCACUAAGUAUCAAAAAACCGAUCAGGAACUUCACCGAAUGUGUUGACAUGCGACUGUACAGCUAAUACGCUAAUAUCUUAUACUUUUAUGAUCAAAUAACCAAUCAUUUAUUGUAGAAACAGUGUGUUAAAUAAAACAAUAACCAAACUUAUGA